AGAAAGAGAAAGAAAGGAAGAAAAAAUAUCCUCUCUGCGGUGGAAAGAGAAAAGAAAACUUGGGCUGACAAGAGGGGGGUGUUGGGGGGUGUGGAAGGAAGUGAGAAAACAAAAGAGAGAUAAAAGGGCUGCUUUUCUGUCUCUCUCUUCCUCUGCGAGCCCGGUUAGGAGGAGCUGUUUUGCAUCUCUUCACGUCAGCCCUGCCUCAUUCCCUUCUUCCAGGGAGGGAGAGCGCGCAGCGAGCGAGAGCAGAGAGCAGAGGGAGAGAGAGGGAGGAGAGGGAGAGAGAAAGGGAGAGCGGAGGGAGGAAGGGAGGGAGCGCGGAGGGCGGGCGGGCGCGUGGAGGCGGCGGGCGGCGGGGCGCAGCGGCGGGCGGUGGGCAGCAGGACCCCGGCCCGACCGGCCCGCCGAGGCCCCAGCGCGGGAGCGGCGCGGAGCGGAGCGGGGUGUGCCGAGAGGAACUUUGCACCCGUGGGGGUCGUCGACCAGCCAACUUUGAAGCUGCACUUUCGGUCCUACCUUUGUACACGUCGAUGCCCUCCUAGCCAGUUGCGGGAUGGAGGGCUUCAUGGACUCAGGGACACAGACAGAUGCUGUGGUGGUGCUGUCCUUGGCCCAGGCUGCUGUACUGGGCCUGGUUUCAGAAAAUGAGCUCUUCGGAGCCACCAUAAGCGCUGAAGCCUUCUACCCGGACUUGGGGUCUGAGCUGGCGGGAGCUGCGCUGGGGGAGCCGGGGCCCCCAGACCCCGAUAUCUACCAGCUUGCCUGCAAUGGGCGGGCCCUGGAGGAACCAGCCGAGGAGGAGGUGCUGGAGGUGGAGGCGGCCUUUGAGAAGCACACCCGUAGGAAGACUCGGCCACCCGUGCGUCUGGUACCCAAGGUCAAAUUUGAGAAGGAAGAGGAAGAGGAGGAGCAGGAGAUCUAUGAGGUGUCUGUGCCUGGCGACGACAAGGACCCCAGCCCCGGGGAGGGCCCUGACGAGGUGGCCAGCAGUGGCUGUGAGGCCCUGGUGCAGAGCUCUGCCGUCAAGAUGAUCGACUUGAGCACCUUCAGCCGCAAGCCCCGGACACUGCGGCACCUGUCCCGCACUGUGAGGCCCCCAGAGCUUGACGUGGCACCCUAUGACCCCCACUUCACUGACCCGGCCCGGGAUGGCUUCCCGGAGCCCAGUCUAGCCCUGACCGGCCCCGAGGCCUUGUCCACCGAGUGCAACUUUGAGUCGCCACCAUCACCACCGCACCUUGGCCCCCUGAGCGAGCCCGAGGCCCCCAGCCUGGAGUCCCCGGAGCCCGUGAAGCCGGAGCAGGGCUUCGUGUGGCAGGAGGCCGGUGAGUUAGAGGCGGACGCGGGCGGCUCCACGGUGGAGCGGCACAAGAAGGCGCAGCUGGACCGGCUGGACAUCAACGUGCAGAUCGAUGACUCGUACCUGGUGGAGGCGGGCGACCGCCAGAAGCGCUGGCAGUGCCGCAUGUGCGAGAAGUCCUACACGUCCAAGUACAACCUGGUCACGCACAUCCUGGGCCACAACGGCAUCAAGCCGCACUCGUGCCCGCACUGCAGCAAGCUCUUCAAGCAGCCCAGCCACCUGCAGACACACCUGCUCACACACCAGGGCACGCGGCCGCACAAGUGCCAGGUGUGCCAGAAGGCCUUCACACAGACCAGCCACCUCAAGCGCCAUAUGCUGCUGCACUCAGAGGUCAAGCCCUACAGCUGCCACUUCUGCGGCCGCGGCUUCGCCUACCCCAGUGAGCUCAAGGCGCACGAGGUAAAGCAUGAGAGCGGCCGCUGCCAUGUGUGUGUCGAGUGUGGCCUGGACUUCUCCACCCUGACGCAGCUCAAGCGCCACCUGGCCUCCCACCAGGGCCCCACCCUCUACCAGUGCCUGGAGUGUGACAAGUCCUUCCACUACCGCAGUCAGCUGCAGAACCACAUGCUCAAGCACCAGAACGUGCGGCCCUUCGUGUGCACCGAGUGCGGCAUGGAGUUCAGCCAGAUCCACCAUCUCAAGCAGCACUCACUCACCCACAAGGGUGUGAAGGAGUUCAAAUGUGAAGUGUGCGGCCGGGAGUUCACGCUGCAGGCCAACAUGAAGCGCCACAUGCUGAUCCACACCAGCGUCCGGCCCUACCAGUGCCACAUCUGCUUCAAGACCUUCGUGCAGAAGCAGACCCUCAAGACACACAUGAUUGUACACUCACCCGUGAAGCCGUUCAAGUGCAAGGUGUGCGGGAAGUCCUUCAACCGCAUGUACAACCUGCUGGGCCACAUGCACCUGCACGCGGGCAGCAAGCCCUUCAAAUGCCCCUACUGCUCCAGCAAGUUCAACCUCAAGGGCAAUCUGAGCCGCCACAUGAAGGUGAAGCACGGCGUCAUGGACAUCGGCCUGGACAGCCAAGACCCCAUGAUGGAGCUGGCAGGCACUGACCCCACGGAGCUGGAUGGCCAACAGGAGAUGGAGGACUUCGAAGACAACGCCUACGGCUACACAGGCGUGGACAGCAGCGCUGAGGCCAGCGUCCUCACCGAGCAGGCCAUGAAGGAGAUGGCCUACUACAAUGUGCUAUAGCACCCCGGCUGUCCAGGGAGCCUGUGGGUGCUGGGCAUGGGGCUCUCUGCAGCUCCCACCCAUCCAGGUGUCUGCACCACAAGGGACUCUCAGACCAAAUGGACACUGUACUACUGGGCUCUGCUGCACACAGGCACAGACGCCAGGCAUGCAGGGAAGGAGGACACAGGCUGAUACUCCUUGGCUUGCUGUGGGAGGGGGGUACCCAGGGAUCAUGUGGGCCUAGGGUCCUGAUGUGGAAGGAGGUGGCCUGAGCCAUGCCUUGAUUCCUCCUCCAGGGACGCUUGAGCUCCUGUGCCGGUCAGCACUGCCUGCCCCUCCCUCCCCGUCCAUGGACACCAGACAGGGCCCUUUGCCUUCUACCUCCUGGGGCCUCCAUUCACCAGGCCUGCAUGCACCCUGAUCCUGUCCCCUCCACGCCCUCCCCCCAUGUCCUCUGCUGCCACCCCAGACAGCCCUGUCUGGGAAUAGGUAUCCCCAAAGUGGACAUCAGCAAUGGCAUCUGGCUCUGACUUGAACUAACCUGAGCUGGAACAGCCCUGAGCAGGCACCCAGCAACAGGGGCAGGUGGUCUUCCCUUGAGUGAGGGGACAGGGCACAGAGAAGGGGUCGCGGGGGUCAGGAGGGGCUGUCCUUCAAAGAGGAUUGACCUUGGGGUGGGGGGGAAGGACCAGAGCAUUUUCUCACUUAAGGAAAAGCAGGCAUCACUGAGGCCAAGGCAGCAGAGGAGUCAGGCUCCAGGGAAGAGCAGCAUGAUUUUAAAAGGAAAAUGAAGACCAUAGAAGAAAAACACAAUUUGAGUAAAUGGGGGUGCUUUGGAGGUAAUUUAUUUUAUUUUCAACUCUGUGUCGCCUACAGUCCUUUCCGAUGAAAGUGGUUUUCCUUUUUCCUCAGUGUGAGAUUUCUUGUGUGUUGUGCGUGCUUUGUGGCUUCCCUACUUGGCUACGCCAGUGGGACAUUCUGAGGGGACAGUUGAGGGGCUGUCACUCAAGCUGAAGGUGCCACUGCUGGCAGGACAACCCCAGAGGCCUCACAAGGCAGAGAACUGGGGGACCUUCACCCACUGCCCUGCCCGGUGGGCCUGUCCUUCCCUGUACUGCCUGGGCCUACAGAGCCCUCGGGCCUUCCCUCUGACCCGCUAUCAUCGCCUCUGAUCCUGUGCCCUGGGCUCCUGGAGACAGGAGCCCAUGUUGUAGGCCCAGGGCCAUGAAGCAGCACAUUCAGGAACAUGGGUUCCCCUGACAGAGGGGGAGCCAGAAGCCAGGAAGAGGGGGGGGCUGCUGGGGGGAGGGAACCAGCUGAAAUGCAGGUCCCGGGUCCAAGCUGUAUCCUCAGUGAAGGACCAAGCCACACCUCAGGGUGGCCAGGAUCAGGAUGGAGGGGACCGGGUGCCCCGCCUUCUGCUCAAGCUCAUGCUACGCAGCAUACAGAGGGCUGGGGGGCUCCCCAGGCCUGUCCCCACAUGGCUCCAGACCCCUAGUCCCCCAGCCCUCCAGGUAUCCCGCCAUGACGACCCUCAGGUGGCAGUGACCCGUCACUGUAGAAGACAUUUUCUCCUGCUGAGCAGAAGCAGCACCCCUGCAAACUACCUCUUCCCACAACGUCUUUCUCCCCUGGUACCAAAAAGAACCCUGUACCUCCUCCUCCUCCUCCUCCUCCUCCUCCUCCUCCUCCUCCUCCUCCUCUUUCCUGCCAGCGCAGUGGCCUUGGUCUUGGAAGCCCGAGGGAGAAGUUCUGGCCCCGAGUGAACGGGUGCCCCUUUCCUCCCAGCCCCGCCAUCAGCAGCCGCCCUCUGCGAGGCUGACACUUGAACGCCUGGCCCUGUGCCUUGGAGCUGGGCAAAGCGGAGCGGGAAGCAGCCCGACCCACGAUCCAGUCCAAGCUGGGGGUGGUCCUGGCCCGGCGCCCAUCCUCACCCCCUCCCCAACCUUUUCAAAGGAGGCACUCGGCCUCUCGGGUGACUUGGAAGCUCCUGGACAAAUUCCAUUCUAACUUAUUUUGAUGUGUAUACAAACCAACUGUUUAGAAAUUCCACUUGUGCAAAGCCCUACUGUGUUUUUAUGUUUCUGUUUAAAAGAGAGGUUUACUUAGCAAUAAUUAUAAAUAAAUGAAUAUUCUUUAGUGAA
Molecule: messenger RNA, 4695 nt
Organism: Erinaceus europaeus (western European hedgehog)
Lineage: Eukaryota; Metazoa; Chordata; Mammalia; Eulipotyphla; Erinaceidae
Gene: ZNF710
Product: zinc finger protein 710
Exons: 6
Coding region: 557-2569 (670 amino acids)
Cellular component (GO): nucleus
Source: RefSeq, a predicted model, not a curated record